GUUCAAGUACAAGAUGGGAGGCCUUUCCCGUCUGCGUCGCUAUGUGAUCCGAGUAGACGCUUACCUGGAUGACAUGUCUCUCAUGGCGAACUCUACGAUCUCCUUCCUCACCGGAGAAAAUGAUGGAGAGAGCCAGCUGUACAACCUGACGGGAAUCAUCCUGGUCCUCGGGAUCUCCACCAUCAUCAUGGUGGUGGUGAUGGUCUGCGUCGGCUACGAGAAGCUCAUUCAGCAGAAGAAGGAAGACUGUUGCGACUUCCUCUGCUGCAGGAGGGAGAAGAGGAAGGGGCCGAAGGUGUCCAUAUCACCCGAACCGCUCAUGGUACAAGACAGAAGGGAAUUGGAUGACGAUUCCCCGACUUCCUCACACAGAUACUAAGCUUCGUCUAGUCUCAGGGAGGAAAAACUGACAGCUCAGUCCGAACUCUAGACUUCUUGUGUUGAAGGCAACGUUUCAAUAAAAAAAAUAUCUUCGUCCAGUUUUGAAAAUACGAAAAGCCAUUCUUUAAUUUUAUUUAUUUAUUUUUUAUUUUAUUUUUUUUUUUUUUUUUUUAGAAAAGGGACGGUGAUUCGAAGUACUCCAGAAGCCGGAGUGAGUUGCCAAUUUUCUUUCCUGAGUUUGGAUGCACUCUACCGAUGGCCUUCUAAGCUGGCGACGAAACUGACGAACAUUUGUACAAGUCCUCGAGUGCAGAAGUUGUGCCUAACGUUUCGUUCCAGGAUUCAUAUGUUUCAAAGUAUUUUUUGAAAAAAAGGUGUAUAUUUGAUGUUUGUUAUUGGAUACGAUAGUUUUAUUAUUUCAAUGUAAGUGUGGGUAUCUAUACCUAUAUUACCAGACACGUAAUAGUUUCACCAGUGCAAGAUGAAUGGGCCAGUGAAAUGACUGUGAGAGAUUCAUCUUGCACGUCGUACCUUGCAUAGUAUGACACACAUUAAAUCACUGGAUCCACAAAAAAUACAGGUACAAGAUACAGUAUUCGGUUAGCGAAAUAUUUAGAAAUAAAAGUACAUUUUUAUUUGGUAAAAAAAGAGAGAGAGAGAGAGAUUCUUAUAAAUAAUAUAUAAGGAACCAAUACCAUAUAAGAACAUCUCUUCAGAAGGGAUACUCCGAUAUUUUCACCGUUUUAUAUAAAGAAUUACGGUCACUGCUUCCUCCACGGGCAAAGAAAGCGGAGAAGGAAACACAGCUGGAGGAGGCAGCGACGGCGGAGGAGCGCGUCUGCGUGUGCCACUCGGUGCCAUUUUUAAAGAACUAACCGUAGUCGACCUUUUACCCGGUGUAGCUGUUCUUUAAGCGUUCAUGAUUAGUGCUUUAAGGCAACACUUCAGGUAGUGACAAAGGGAGGAUUAUACCUCAAAAAAUAGUAAAAGGUGCUGAUUUGGUGAUAUGUCAUCUUUAUUGACAAUGGAUGUGGAUUUCAGGUGAGUGGUUUUGUUAGAUUCAGUUCAGUUAAGAAAUUGAAGAUCGUGCAGUCAUAUGAUAUGAUAUAAUACUCUUAAUCAUACGCACAUGUAUUCAUAUAAACAAAUAAAUAGAUAUAGAUGUUUAUUUAUUUAUUCAUUCAUGUGUUUAUGUUUACAUAUGUAUAUAUAUGCAUGUAUAUUUAUUGUGUAUUUAAUCUUUUCACUUACUUGAUGUUUUCUGCGACUUUGUGUUCCGAAUGCACACUUUAUCAGUCUUUAGCAGAAGAUUCUAUGUAAUACGUUGACAUCUACAUACAGCAUUUUGUGUUUCACCAUUACGCAAAAUAUCUCUAGGAUCAUGAGGUGCAUAUCCCAUCCAUGCGUUAACAUACCUUUCUUGUCUUUAAAAUCAGCGCAUUAUUCCACAUCGAUCGCCAUUUAUAACAUUAUAGGCUAUACCCAACAAUAUAUAUUAGUAUGACCUUUGCCUUUUUCUUCUUCUUAUGAGAACCGACUGCAGUUGCUCUCGGUUUACGAGUAUCUACGUAGCAUCAGUUCGUUAUCUGGACUUCACUAAAAGCCAAGCCUACGAAUGAGGCCAAGUACUCUACGAAUUUCAUGCUCAGUCCUUUCUUUGCCUGCAAGACGUCCUCUGUUCCUCCUUGAAGGGAUUGAGUGAGAGCAGACAAAUUCUUCGAAAAAGAAAGGGAAAAAGGUGGGAUGACGUGUUUGUAUGGGCGA
Molecule: messenger RNA, 2145 nt
Organism: Penaeus monodon (black tiger shrimp)
Lineage: Eukaryota; Metazoa; Arthropoda; Malacostraca; Decapoda; Penaeidae
Exons: 2
Coding region: 14-379 (121 amino acids)
Source: RefSeq, a predicted model, not a curated record